CCCAGCCAUACGUGCUACUUGGUAGCCGUGCAGCAGCCCCCAACGUCUUUCCUUCGCCCGUUGGUUUUAACUUUGCCGGGCCAAGACGUGAUCGCUUUCUGGGCAGCCUUGCACUCGCUGGUAUGUUGUUUGUUCUUUGAUUUGCCGCUCCUCAUGUUUGCCCCGCUGGACAACAAGCACCGCACCCGCCAUGCAUCCCUCUUCCGCCAACACGGCUUCCGAGACCCAAGCCAUGAUGCUGCACCACGGUCCCGGUCAGUCAUGCGCUUCCAUGGUUCCGUGAUUUCGUCCCUGCCUGUCGUCGCCUCGCCCAUGUGCACUGUCCUGUACAUGCUGCUGCUUGCACAGCCCCACUGCACACAUACUCUUACCCGCCAGUCCAGUCCGGUGCCACUUGUCCAUCCCGUCUCCCGCUUCCAACCUCGACGCGAUGCUGACUGCCUUCUUGUGCGCUGUAGAUUAUCAUCUUGGCCUAGGAUCGUUGUCGUUGGCCCACUUUCCUGCCCCCCUGUCCCACUUGAGACCGGUUGCGCGUCCUGCGUCACCUUCUCGAGAGGCGCUUCAAACAUCUAGCCCGUGCUAGACCGACCCCCCAAGUUCGACGCACCAAGUAUCCACACCCCGUGUGGCGGCAGGUCAAUCGCCAGCUUGAACUCUGUCUGUUUGUUCCGUUUUGUAUCCCAAGCCCUCCGUUCGUCUCCAUCUCCGUCCUUUGCGCCGCCUGCACCAUCCGCUCUUCCCUGCCUUCCAAUCCAUCCUCAACCCUCUGCCCGGCCCUGCUUCCGCGUUCCGAAUCUCUCCACCUCCAUCGGCCAUCGUUGCGACGUCAUCGUACCCCCGUGUCAACACCCAUUGGCGCGCGUGCAUCCCUUCCUAAUCUCGGUGCGGGUAUCCGCAGGAUGUCUGCGGAACACAGAGCAUGACUUCCAGUCCCGCACGCGGUACCGCCACCACUUCGUCCUUGCUAUCGACCAAAUCGCUACUAUCUCGACUCCGAGCACCUCUACAAUCCAAAUCGCGCAACUUUACCGACUUCUACAUACAGCCUGAUGAUCCCCACCGCCAGUAUGCCCCCGGCGACAUCAUCAGCGGCAGUGUCAUAGUCAAGGUCGUGAAGCCUUUGCGCAUCACUCAUCUGGUCAUAUCAUUGCACGGAUUCGCCCAAGUUUACAAGACCCCGAAUUCACCCGGCGACGCCUACAAAAGCUACACCGCCACCGUUGGGAAUGGCAAAGGAAAAAAGACUGGCGGCUAUUUUGGAAAUGGUUUCGUCUCUCUUUUUGAGGAUGAGGCGGUUCUUUGUGGUGAAGGCCGGUUGGGAGAGGGCGUAUAUCAUUUCAACUUCGAGCUCGAGUUCCCUGCAAAGGGCUUGCCUAGCAGCAUCGACUUCGAGCGCGGCACCAUCUCUUAUAUGCUGACAUCUACUUUGACGCGGCCAACAACCAUGUCACCCACCACGUCGGAUAACAAAAAAGUGCAUGUCGUAGAUGUCAUCGACAUUGCGCCCAUCCCAGAACCUAAACCCAGAAUCAUUUCACUCGAACCCAUUUCCCGAAGAACGCGGACGAAGCCCCCGCGAAAACGGCCCCAACAUCAAGAAGGAGGACAGCAAACAGAAAGCUCCGAAUCAAUCCGUCACGGGAAAAGUUCGGAACUGAACAGCGUCGCCGAGGAAGGCACAGUCCCGGAAAGUCCCGCACCCAGUGACGAUAGUUUCGAAAGCCGCAUGAGCAGUGGCAAUGCCUCGGGGACCGAGUAUGGUGUUCGCUCAAUUAAUACCACAUUGGAAACAUCGUCAACCAAGGACACUCGACCAGCAUCGAAAGGCAAGACCAUUACAGCCACCAUCGAACUAGGUAAAGGCGGGUUUCUGCGUGGUGAUCAGAUCCCGAUAAGGAUAGUAGUCGAUCAUACAAAGCACGUCAGAAGCUUGAAAGGAAUCAUCAUCACUCUGUAUAGGCAAGCAAGAGUCGAUAUGCAUCCCGCUUUGCCAGUAGCGCCGAAUUCGAAAGGCGAUAAAACAAAGUCUGAAGAUUACUAUCCAAAAUCGCGGACCGGGCUGGGAGGAUUGUCCCUUUCCUCUGCUGGAUCUAGCCAUCUGUUCCGCAAGGAUCUCUCUCAGUCCUUUGCUCCCCUCUUUGUUGAUCCUCGAACCCUCGCUGCGGAUGUGAAAUGUGCGGUACGGGUUCCCGACGAGGCAUUUCCUUCAAUAACCAAUGUUCCGGGAGCAAUGAUAAGCUUCAAAUACUUUGUUGAAGUUGUGGUUGAUAUCCAAGGCAAGUUGUCGGGUCUGGAUCGUAUGGUCCCUAGCGCAAAUACUGCCCUCGUCCCACUGGCUUCAACUAUGAACCAAGGGCGCCCUGAUGAUACCAACAUGUUUUCGACUUGGGGAGGGAAUUUCGCCGAUACAGAUGCUAUUAGGCGCGAGAAAGGAGUCAUCUCUUGUCUCUUUGAAAUCGUGAUCGGCACAAAGGACAGUGAACGCAACGGCAAGCGAAAAGAGCAACCGCCAGAACCCAUUCAAGACACCCGAUCAAAUGCCCACGAAUUUUCGCAGGACGAACAAAACGAGGCGUAUGGUCCUGGUGAUUACGGAGAUUACUAUGGCUAUGACCAACAUGGUCAAUAUUACGACGAGUACGGCUACGAUAAUGCCUACUGGAAUACACCGGAAUAUCAAACCGCAGCUGGCAACUACCCGCAACCGUCCUACAAUCAGCCGCCCCCACAUCUGGAAGUUGAAGAAGGUAUAUCCGAAAAAGAGAGAAUAAGGCGAGCGGAAACAAGACUACUACCGUCACAACCCCCGGUGGACGGUGACCCAUCUGCCUCUACUGCCAUGCAAAGCAUGCCACCUUCCGCGCCCGUGCUACCGGACGACGACCACCCUAGAAGGCACGAUGUCGUGGCUGCUGGGACGGGAGCCUCUUCUUCCACUGCAGCAUCGCAACCGUCCCUUCCUUCCUUCGCUGCAGCAUCUUCAUCUUCACGUCCCCCAACCGCAGUACAAGCUCCACACAAUGCUGCGAAUCACAAUAGCCGGACAAUACCACCCGCCAGCUCGUCGUCGGCGAUCCAAGCAAAUGAACAACAGCCACCGCCGUCUUUUGCCGACGACUCCAAUGCCACGAGAUCGCUUCCAGACUACUUCCCUUCAUCAUCCUCACGCGUCCAACCCACAGACGACAAGCAGGAGCUGCAGAGGAGACGCUUGGAAAUGGAGACCAGCGCUCCACCUACGGAUACGCACGAUCAUAGCGAGGAGCAGAAUGUCUCUCAAGGUGGUCCCUCAGCACCCCCGACAGAAGGCAUACUCAACCUUAUGUUGGAGCCAUCAGCGCCAGUGCUAGACGAAGACGACGAAGGGCUCGUUGAUGCGGUGCGACCGGGUCAGGAGCGACAGUCUGGCGCGAGUGGUGGUAGAGAGGCGUUGCCAGAAUAUCAUAGAUAA
This is a messenger RNA of Periconia digitata, 3451 nucleotides long. The record is from the annotation of a GenBank genome assembly. NCBI's taxonomy places the organism in Eukaryota, Fungi, Ascomycota, Dothideomycetes, Pleosporales, Periconiaceae.